Messenger RNA from Staurois parvus, 303 nucleotides. Lineage: Eukaryota; Metazoa; Chordata; Amphibia; Anura; Ranidae. The record is from the annotation of a GenBank genome assembly.
GCCAUGGAAAACCAUUCCAUGAAGCUCUCUACGCACUGUUGUUGGGCUCAUCUGAAGGCCACACCAAGUUUGGAGGUCUUUAGCUAUUGGCUCUGCAGACAGUUGAAGCAGUCUGCAUGCCUAGGGGCUUGAUGGUGUACAUCUAUGGCCAUGGAGGGGAUUGGAACACCUGAAUCACAUGAUGUGGAGGGCGGGGCCAAUACUUUUGGCAAUGUAGUGUAUCUGAAAAGGGUAAGUAUGCACCGUAAAAUUACAACACAGAAUAACCACACAGGUUAUGGUGAGAAGAUACCAAAGGAAUCA